AUGGCAACACCCCGGGUCUUCAUCAUUCGGCACGGUGAAACGGAAUGGUCACUCGAUGGUCGUCACACGGGAUCGACCGACAUUCCGCUGACAGCGAAUGGAGAGAAGCGCGUCAAGGCAACGGGAAAAGCGCUUAUAGGUGCUGACCGCCUCAUUGUCCCCAAGAAGCUGGCUCAUGUAUACGUAUCUCCCCGCAAAAGAGCCCAGCGCACCUUUGAGCUUCUAAGCCUAGGUUUCCAAGGUCCAUUGCCAUGGGGGCAUCAUGGCGAAUGCGAGUCCAAGGCUGUUCCCUGUGAUGCCAAGGUUGAAGUUACCGAGGACAUCCGGGAGUGGGAUUAUGGUGACUACGAGGGUAUCACUAGCCCACAGAUUAGGGAGAAGAGGAAAGAGCAGGGCCUCGAUCCUAAGUGGGAUAUUUGGACCGAUGGAUGUCCUGGAGGAGAGAGCCCCGCAGAGGUCAAUGAGCGCUGCGACCGUCUCAUCAAAGACAUUCGUGAGAGGUUUCACGCUCCCGCUCUGAACAGGGCCAAGGGAGAUCCCGAUGCAGAUUGUGCGGAUGUGUUGAUUGUUGCCCAUGGACACAUCCUUCGAGCCUUUGCGCAGCGAUGGACUGGGUUGUCUUUGCAUGAGGGACCUUCGUUUUUGCUCGAAGCUGGCGGUGUCGGCACUUUGAGCUAUGAGCAUCACAAUAUUAAAGAACCUGCCAUCCUUUUGGGCAGUGCUUUCCAUGUUAAUUUUGAGGAUGAUGAGAAACUGGAAAAGCUGGAAAAGGUCUAA
This is a messenger RNA of Sordaria macrospora k-hell, 777 nucleotides long. RefSeq lists its product as uncharacterized. Gene Ontology annotation, molecular function: sedoheptulose-bisphosphatase activity. Gene Ontology annotation, biological process: ribose phosphate biosynthetic process. The record is from RefSeq and is a predicted model, not a curated record. Lineage: Eukaryota; Fungi; Ascomycota; Sordariomycetes; Sordariales; Sordariaceae.